Molecule: messenger RNA, 1397 nt
Organism: Myotis brandtii (Brandt's bat)
Lineage: Eukaryota; Metazoa; Chordata; Mammalia; Chiroptera; Vespertilionidae
Product: polypeptide N-acetylgalactosaminyltransferase 4
Exons: 2
Coding region: 94-1173 (359 amino acids)
Cellular component (GO): Golgi apparatus
Source: RefSeq, a predicted model, not a curated record
CGGAAGCAGCAGGAGGAACUCAUUGAGAGAUAUGCCAUCAACAUCUACCUCAGCGACAGGAUCUCCUUGCACCGCCACAUCGAGGACAAGAGGAUGCCUGAGUGCAGGUCCAAGGCGUUCCACUACCGGCGGCUGCCCACCACCUCCGUGAUCAUCGCCUUCUACAACGAGGCCUGGUCCACGCUGCUCCGCACCAUCCACAGCGUGUUGGAGACCUCCCCCGCGGUCCUCCUGAAGGAGAUCAUCUUGGUGGAUGACCUGAGCGACCGCGUGUAUUUGAAGGCGCAGCUCGAAACGUACAUCAGCAACCUCGAGAGAGUCCGCCUGAUCCGCACCAACAAACGGGAGGGCUUGGUCCGGGCCCGCCUGAUCGGGGCCACGUUUGCCACGGGGGACGUGCUCACCUUCCUGGACUGCCACUGUGAGUGUAACUCGGGUUGGUUGGAACCCCUUUUGGAAAGGAUCGGCGAGGACGAAACGGCCGUGGUUUGUCCGGUGAUAGACACCAUUGAUUGGAAUACUUUCGAAUUCUAUAUGCAGACCGGGGAGCCCAUGAUUGGUGGGUUUGACUGGCGUCUGACGUUCCAGUGGCACUCUGUCCCCAAACAUGAACGGGACAGGUGGAAAUCGAGAAUCGAGCCCAUCAGGUCGCCCACCAUGGCCGGGGGACUGUUUGCUGUCAGCAAGAAGUAUUUUGAGUACCUUGGGACGUAUGACACUGGGAUGGAAGUGUGGGGAGGUGAAAACCUGGAGCUGUCUUUCAGGGUGUGGCAGUGCGGAGGGAAGCUGGAGAUCCACCCGUGUUCCCACGUGGGCCACGUGUUCCCUAAGCGGGCUCCCUAUGCGCGGCCCAAUUUCCUACAGAACACUGCUCGGGCGGCAGAAGUGUGGAUGGAUGAGUACAAGGAGCACUUCUACAAUCGAAACCCUCCGGCCAGGAAAGAAGCUUACGGAGAUAUUUCUGAAAGAAAGCUACUACGAGAACGGCUGAAGUGCAAGAGCUUUGACUGGUAUUUGAAAAACGUGUUUUCGAAUUUACACGUUCCAGAGGAUAGGCCAGGCUGGCACGGAGCUGUUCGCAGUAUGGGGAUCUCUUCUGAAUGUUUAGAUUAUAAUGCUCCUGACAACAACCCCACAGGUAAUGUUUUUGAGCAACGUUCAGUCCAGUUAUGAAGCUGGGAAAAAGAAGUGGUUUUAUGUGAGCUGAGCUCACGUGCUGCAGUGGUUUAUUUUUGGAUUGAGUGGAAAGUUGUUGUAUUCAUUUCAUUUUGACAAUUGUUGAACCAAUUUUUGUUUUUAUCUUUAAUCUUUCAAACUGUAAGUAAUCUUUUGGGGCAAGGAUGUAAAUAUUUCCCAAACUAAAUAAUUGGAGAAGUAAACAUACUUGAACAAAAGUA